Molecule: messenger RNA, 2664 nt
Organism: Pseudo-nitzschia multistriata
Lineage: Eukaryota; Bacillariophyta; Bacillariophyceae; Bacillariales; Bacillariaceae
Source: the annotation of a GenBank genome assembly
CAAUAAAAAUCAACGGACGUGUUGUCACAAAACGCAACCCUUCACAACAAUACAGAACGAAAAGAGAACAAUACAAACGAAUCUAACAAAAACAAAGAGCCAAUAUCCGGUCAACAUGAUGAAAGCUGGGAAAAAGCGUACGUACAUAGCUAGGAAUGCAAAGUCUCCGAUAGGUUUGAAAGAACUAGAGGAGAAGGCCAUAAUCUUCUAUAAAUUGGCUUUAGUCAAAGAUAGGAGGUACCUCUUCCGAACGUAUCGAAGCACCUUCGUGGGAAAGGAAAUGGUCGACUCGAUGGUUGUUAGCGGUCUCGUUUCAUCUAGACUGGAGGCCGUCGAACUCGGGCGUGAUUUAGCUGAGAAAGUCAAUUUGUUCCAAAAUUGCGAAAACUGUAUGCUGAAGAAUCGAAGGAGCCUCUUCGAAGACGACCCGACAAAGUUCUAUCGAUUCUCUUCGGGAGCAUUGAUGGUAAUCCGUAACUUGGAUGAAAAUGAUAAAAAAAUAAAACAACCAGUGACCCCUGCACCCUCUACUUCAUAUAUCCCUCCUGCGAGUAUCAACAACAGUCCAAGCCAUGGUCCUAGCAUGGAAAGACAAAAUGGAUCAAAUAAGGUACAAUCAGACAAAAUCGAGACUAAAAUUGAGGAAAACACAGAUGACAAGAUAGAUGCUGUGGGUACGAGUUCUUUCAAGCAGAAGAAAAAGAGUAUCUCUCGAUCGAUAUAUGUUCCACCGAUGGAAUCCAUUGUCGAGGAAACAAAUGAAGACGAAUCAAGCCUUGGGUCCUCUAAGGCAAGCAAAUCAACCAUAACAAGGAAAGAGAAAGAGCGCUUAAGAGAAAUCCAAAUACUCGCCAGUGAACAAGCCAGGUUUGAGAUUGAGGCCUUUGAGCAGAAGAUGUCGAAAGAGGAAAAAGCUCAUUUAGAGAGAGCAAGAAUUGAACGUAUCAAGUUUUUGGCACACGAACAAUUGGUAUUGCAUACCACAAAGCGUAGAAAAUCCACUGCUGCCCACUGUAUUAUGGAGGCAAUCAAUAACGGUGAGCAUGGAGAUGAUAAUAUUAUGCUCAUGGAUGCAAAAGAGCGAACGAUGGCAAAUAUUGUUAGCCAAUUGCAGAAACGGCAUUCUGAGAAUUGGAUUGCUAAAUAUGGAUCGCUUAUGAACGAAGUAGAUUCGAAGGUCGCCACUGUUUAUACCGGCGAUCACCAUAUUGUGGAGACAAAAUCCGUGAACACUGAUGCAUCGAAUGAAAAGAAGAAAGACGAUGGUGGGGAUACACUCGUGACCAAAUUCGAAACACAGGAUAACGAAGUUGUUGCAUUCGAUGAAGGAGAAAAGGAAGAACCGAUGUACCUUAGUGAGAAGGGAAUGAAGUGGAAAAAACAACUGGAAGCAAGGAGAGCGGCAAAAAAUGGUGCACCCCCGAAGCAGAAGGCCGCAAAUGAAAAUAUGAAAUAUUCUGUCUCGAAAGUUCGUGAACAAGAUAUGAAAUUGAUCGAAGAGGAAGAAUCUAAGGAACCGGAAAAGCCAAUAUUUGUGACGUCUCCAAAGGAUCUUCCUGCCGGUCUUCGGCGUCGAAUAAGUGACUUCACGAUCAAUCAUGAUUCGUUUGAUUCUAUACUAAAUAAGAAAACAGGGAAUCUACUCACAAUGGGAAACGAUGACGAUCAGUCAGUAUGGACGGAAUUCAUCAUUGGGGAUGAAAAGGGCCGUGAACUAUAUCGUCGAAACGAAAUCAAACGAAGACGCCCCUCGUACGUUUCAUACGUGGAGGAAAGCGUAGUAAGUCGGGACGACAAGAGCGUCAUGGAGUAUACCAUAGUCGGGGACGAAACAUUGUAUGAUGAAGAAACCAUCUGCGACGAAGAAACAGUAAUUUCCAAUUGGCAGCCAAGUAUUGCACCUGCACCGGUUGCGAAGCAUUCUAGUGACGACCAAAGUUAUAUGGACUUCACGAUAUUUGAUAACUCGGUCGCAAUCUCAUAUAUAGAAGAUGAUGUAGACUACAUUGCACCAGAUCGACCACAAAAGGAAAAACGCGAGCCAGAGGAAGGCGAGCACAGCAUUUUACACAUCUUUGCCAAUCGAAAUUCCAAAAUUGACGAUGAUGAUAUGACCCAAAUUACAAUGGAUUAUGCCCUAAUGUUCCAACAAGGAAGGGACCGUGACCUUCUGUGCCAAAAGAUGAAGGACAGCCAGCGCGUUCCGGUUCAUGCAAUAGCAACAAAGAAACCCACAGUGGUUGGGGGUGACUCCACGACUUCCAGGAAACGUAUCAGAGAAAUUUUGUGGAACGAUCUUUACAGCUGCAACAGAGUGACCGUAUCCUUGGCUCUGGAGACUCUUCGCUCGAUCAUCGAGAGCGAAUCCGAGAGCCGAAAAAAUGUCGUUCGUAUGGGUGGCAUCGUGGCCAUCUUGGGAACAAUGGAAGAGUAUUUCGAAGAAGAAGCCAUCCAAUACCUAUCCUGCGUCAUUAUUGAGCUAUUGGCAUCCGUGGAGCCAGAGGCGCGUAAAAUCAUUAAUGAAAUGAGAGGGAUCCAAGUGAUCGCCAGAUCCAUGCAGGAUCAGGCCGACAGCAACCGAGUGCAAGAGGCCGGCCGCGUGGCCCUUGCAACAAUCUGCAGACCAUAAGUUUUAUGGAGAAGCAAUAAAAUACUGCAUUGCUU